Anopheles maculipalpis is the source of this 1729-nucleotide messenger RNA. RefSeq names its product lamin Dm0-like. The transcript has a single exon. Lineage: Eukaryota; Metazoa; Arthropoda; Insecta; Diptera; Culicidae. Bases 11 to 1729 code for a protein of 572 amino acids. The record is from RefSeq and is a predicted model, not a curated record.
UGCUACAAAAAUGUCCCAAAAAAUGAAGAAACCCACCGCAAAAUCAUCCACCGUCUCCACAACUCAACUCCCGAGCGGUGCCCAAUCCGUGUCCUCAUCCGCAUCGACGGUUUCCAGCGCAUCGGAAUCAACAACGGAAACGGCCCUCAGCCCGUCGCGACGUAGCCGACUGCAUGAAAAGAACAGUUUGAUGAACCUAAACGAUCGUCUCGCUUGCUACAUCGAGCGGGUACGCUAUCUGGAGCAGGAAAACUCGCGUCUCUCCCUCGAGCUGACCACCUUCCAGGAGACAGCAUCGCGGGAAGUGUCCGGUCUAAAGGCGAUCUACGAGCACGAGCUUGCUGAUGCCCGUAAGCUGCUGGACGAAACGGCUCGUGAUAAGGCGAAGGUCGAAAUCGAUGCCAAACGUUUUUGGGAAGAGAACGAGCAGCUCCGAACCAAGCUGAACCGGCGCACUAAAGAGCUCAGCGAGCUUGAGAAGGAAGCACGUGCGAAUGAAUCUCGCUGUAUCGAAUUGACUGCUAACUAUAAUACGAUCUCUUCCGAGCGUAAGAAGCUACAGGAUGAGCUGCGAGAGGCGGAUAAGGAAAUGGACAAGCUACGCCGCCAGUUCGAUACGAUGCGUAAAGAUUUCGAGCACGAAACGUUGGUCCGUGUCAAUCUGGAAAACAACAUCCAAAGUUUGCGGGAGGAACUUACGUUCAAGGAGCAGGUCCACAGUCAGGAGUUGAGCGAAAGCAAGCUACGUCGACAGAGUGAAAUUAGUGAGAUCGAUGGAUUCCUGAUGGAACAGUACGAGACGAAGUUGCAGCACACUCUGCAAGAGUUGCGCGACCAGUAUGAACAGCAGUUGCGAUUGAAUCGAGAAGAAUUGGCCGAUUUGUUCGAAGGACGCAUACAGGCACUGGAGAACCGUCUCACACACGAACGUUCCCGGCACGAUGAGGAGAAGGCUAAGCUGGAGCUCGAGCUCGAUCGAAUGCGGAACGAGAUGGCGGUACAGCUGAAAGACUAUCAAGACUUGAUGGACAUCAAGAUUUCGCUCGAUAUGGAAAUAGCCGCUUACGAUAAGCUUCUCUCGUCGGAAGAAACGCGCCUCAACCUGACGCCCAAUGUGACCAGCUCGAGUUCGGCGGUUGGUUCCGCGGCAUUCACGUCCAGCUCGCGCCUAUUUCGCACACCUUCCCUCAAGCGUAAACGCAACAAUCUGGAUGAAUCGAUCGACUAUUCUGUGGUAGCUUCCGCCAAAGGUGACAUCGAGGUAACGGAGUGUGAUCCCGAAGGUCGGUUCGUACGUAUCGCAAACAAGUCCAAGCAAGAGUACAAACUGGACGGCUGGCAACUGAUCCGACGGCCUACGGAUGCAGCUGAAGUUGUCUAUCGCUUCCCAAAAUCGGCCAAAAUCGAAGGCAACGGUAUGGUAACCGUAUGGGCCACGGUUGCCAAUCGGAAACCAGACCCACCGACCGAUCUGGUGAUGAAGAGCGCUCUCUGGACGGUAACGGAUGCGAUGACGACCGUCCUUCUGAACGGAGACGGUGAAGAGAUGGCACAGGUCGAACGGCACCGCAUGAUGAAGCCACCGAAGGACAAAUACUUCCACGAGGAAAGUGGUGGACGGUUGGGUGUAUAUUCGUCGUCCACCUCUACUGGAUUUUCUCGUUCCCCACCGUCGGUUUCGUCCGACCAGGUGGCGAACAAAGCAGAUGAACAAUGUAGCAUCAUGUAA